Molecule: messenger RNA, 717 nt
Organism: Trichophyton benhamiae CBS 112371
Lineage: Eukaryota; Fungi; Ascomycota; Eurotiomycetes; Onygenales; Arthrodermataceae
Exons: 4
Coding region: 1-717 (238 amino acids)
Biological process (GO): clathrin-dependent endocytosis; intracellular protein transport; clathrin coat assembly
Cellular component (GO): plasma membrane; clathrin coat of coated pit; clathrin coat of trans-Golgi network vesicle
Molecular function (GO): clathrin heavy chain binding; structural molecule activity
Source: RefSeq, a predicted model, not a curated record
AUGGCCGACCGAUUCCCUGCCCUUGACGACAUUACCGGAGGCAACAAAGCCAGCGAGGACGACAGCGAUUUCCUUGCUCGUGAGCGUGCAGCAUUAGGAGAUGAUGCUGAUCAGUUUAUUUCGGCCAGUGAUAACAGACCCUCUGCCACAGUCGAAGAUGACGAUCUGCUUGGAGGAGGAGGCGGUGGUGGUGACGACAUGGUGGCCCAUGAUGAUAAUUCUGGAUUUGAAUCGAGCUACCCAGCCAUUGAAUCGCAGAAUGAGAACGUAGCUCCUGGCGGCACCAUCACCGGAGUUGACUCGUCCUUCCAACCGUCAUAUUCCGGUCAUAAUCAAGAGCUGGAGGAGGAAUCGGAGGCCGUCCGUGAAUGGCGGGAAAAGCGAGAUGCAGAGCUAUCCCGUCGGGCGGAGGCAUCUGCUGAGAAGAAGGCGGCAACCGUCUCUAAAGCUCAGCAAGAUAUUGAUGAUUAUUACGAAUCCUACAACAAACGUACUGACAAGGCCCGCGAGCGCACUCGAGCAGAAGCAGAGGAGUUCCUUGCAAACAGAGAAGAUACCGCUGCUGGUGGAACAAGCUGGGAGCGGAUUGCCAAACUUGUCGACGUUAGUGGAAAGGGAAUCAAGGGCGGCGCAAGUGGUUCUGGCAAAGAACGGUUCAGAGAACUUCUGCUGGAACUGAAGAAAGACGAGAACGCUCCAGGAGCCACUGGGGUUUAG